Molecule: messenger RNA, 3107 nt
Organism: Grus americana (Whooping crane)
Lineage: Eukaryota; Metazoa; Chordata; Aves; Gruiformes; Gruidae
Product: NADH-cytochrome b5 reductase 3
Exons: 9
Coding region: 45-950 (301 amino acids)
Cellular component (GO): mitochondrion
Molecular function (GO): oxidoreductase activity; FAD binding
Source: RefSeq, a predicted model, not a curated record
GGCGGGGCAGGGGGGUGGUGCAUUCGCUUCUGGCAGGGGCAGCGAUGGGGGCGCAGCUCAGCACGUUGAGUCGGGUUGUGACAUACCCAAUAUGGCUAAUCUACACCACCAUCCUGAGGCUUUUCAAGAAUCCCCGUCCUGCAAUUACUCUGAAGGAUCCUGAAGUGAAGUAUGCAUUAAGGCUGGUUGAUAAGGAGGAAGUUAGUCAUGACACAAGAAGAUUUCGUUUUGCUCUCCCUUCCAUAGAUCAUGUUCUGGGUCUCCCUGUAGGACAGCAUAUCUACCUGUCUGCACGAAUUGAUGGAGCUCUGGUUGUUAGACCUUACACUCCAGUUUCCAGUGAUGAUGACAAGGGCUUUGUGGAUCUUGUUGUCAAGGUCUACUUAAGAGGUGUCCAUCCGAAGUUUCCUGAUGGAGGGAAGAUGUCUCAAUACUUAGACAGCCUGAAAAUAGGGGAUACUAUUGACUUCAGAGGACCAAGUGGCCUUCUUGUCUACAAGGGAAAAGGUGAGUUUGCUAUUCGGCCUGAAAAGAAAGCUGAAGCAGUUACUAAGAAAGUGAAGUAUGUGGGGCUGAUUGCAGGUGGGACUGGGAUAACACCUAUGCUGCAGAUCAUUCGAGCAAUCAUAAAAGACAAAGAUGACCCUACCAUUUGUCAGCUGCUGUUUGCUAAUCAGACUGAGAAGGAUAUCCUGUUACGUUCUGAGCUAGAGGAGAUCCAGGUUCAGAAUCCCGGUCGCUUUAAGUUUUGGUACACACUGGACAGAGCACCUGAAAAUUGGGAUUACAGCCAAGGAUUUGUGAACCAAGAGAUGAUCAGAGACCACCUGCCCCCACCUCAAAACGAUGUUCUGAUCCUCAUGUGUGGACCUCCUCCAAUGAUCCAGUAUGCUUGCAUUCCCAACCUGGACAAACUGGGCUACACCAAGGACAUGAGGUUCUCCUUCUAAAGACGACUGAUAAUUCAGUGAUCUUGUGUUGAAGGGAAGAAAAAACAUUUAAUGGGGAACAGGACAAAGUUGCAGAGAUGGCUGAUGCACAGUGCUGGGAAGCUACAUUUACAUUAAAAAUACUUUUUUUUUUUUUCCCUGAAUCUCUGGCAAGUAAGACACUUAAGCCCAACUGUUACUAAAACCGUACUGUAUGUUGCACAGAAACAGCUGUAUUGUGGAAAGGUAGCGAUGCCUACUGCUCAGCUAUGUUGUAUACUCCAUCUCAGGGGAGGACAGUGUAGCUGCUCAGGGCAGUAAGCACUCAUUUACACUUUAUCUUAGCAUUAUAAUAAAAUGGCAGUAAUAUCCUACUUCCUAACACUGUGCAUACCCAGUAUUUUAUUUGGUAUGAAGUAUGGAAAUAUAUAGAAUGUGCUGGAUUAUUCACCUUGCUUAUGCCAAAUUUUAACCCUUACAGACCUUUUACAGUAUGAAGGCCAGGAGUGUUUGCCUUGUAUGCAUAAUCUUUGCAACGUUGGAAGCUUCAAGAUGCUUGUUCAGUUGAAGGAUGACAAUUAACCAUUUUUGACUGAAGUUGUUCAAGCUGCCUUGUUAAUUGAAACAGAGAGGCAGACAGCAAUACAAAAUUUGUUUCCUUUGUAUUUUGGAACAGCCUCUCUUAAAUGCAAACACUUCUCCAGCUGGUCCCAGUUCUCAUCCUUGGGCAAUGAAAAAAACUACAGAAGGCAGGCAGCUUUGUGCACUGUUCCACAAAUGGCUGGAAUUUUUUGCUUGUAUGUGCGUGGAAUACUGAAAAGAAAAUACUUUUGGAUUUACUUUUAAGUAGCAGAUGGUGCCAGAGGACUACGAAAGCAGUUGUUCUGCAUGUCCUGUGUAGUGAAAAAAAUGCUGGGUGAAAACUGGAUCUAGUUUUAGUUUCUUGUUUCCCAGAGAUGGAUUUGGAACACAGGGAGCUCAGGUUUCAUUGCCAGGGUGGGUUUUGGGAUGCGGUUUUGCUUGGUAAGGAUGCAUGGGAACAGCCUUAAGUCACCAAACUGACAGCAAAUUCAAAUGUCUCACUGAAUCUACAACUGUUUUACUAUAGCUCUGAUUUUUAUUUUUGUUAAUAUAAUUUUUUUACAGCAGCCUUUUACCUAGCCUUUAGUAAACUUAAGGCAUCUUGUGUGCCGAACCUUCUGCUUCUAAACAACAGAGAUGCUGCUGAGAUUAGAGCUGUCCUGCAAGGAAUCUAGGAAACUAAAAAUCUUCUUCUGGUGAUGGAAUCAGAGUGACCAAAAGGAUGUUUAGUCAUAUAUGAGGUAAUGUGGAUGUGAGUUAGCUACAAGUGUCAAUUUAUAAUACCACUCUUUUAAAGAUACGGGUAGGUAUUUGAGAUUAUAGUUUGCCAUGUUUUCUUUUGUGUCUGUACAACAGAUGGGUACUGUGCACUUAAAAGGUUAAUUUUCAGUAUGAAUUAGAAGGAGAAAAAAGAUCCUACAGUUAAUGUAAGGAAUCUCUAAUGGAUAGUACUGUUAUUAAUUUUAUUAAUUAGACGCUUGCCUCUGAAGUCUUGAAUUUUUGACGUGCGCUUCUGAAACUUGUACUGUGCUCCAAAGUUAAAUAAUACUCAAGUAAGUUUCAGUCCCUUUUUUAGGAGACAAAAAGCAGAAAUAAGACAGAAAUUAUAUUGCUGCUGGUUUAUAUCACUGUGGGAUAAGCAUAGAUUUUUUUCAUUAUUGUAUUUAAUGAGGUUUUCUUGUAAAAAAAAUAACUAGCUGGUUAUGCAUUAACUAUUUUGUAUUACUCUGCUUAUUCAAUUACUGGCUUUUUUCACAUCUGUGUACGAAAUAAAGUAUCUUGCAGGUGAAUCACCUGUGUGUUACUGAGCACAUCAUCUUCAACCUUGUAAGAGACAAACUAUAAUUGUCAAACACUAUAAAGUGAAGGUUCAAAACAAAAGCCUGUUAGAUUUGUUUACCCAAGUGCUUUUCUCUCUCUUUUGUUUGAGUUUGGUGAAAACUUCUGUAUUUGGAUGCCGAGUCAAGGAGUAAACUGUCUCUGGUUUUCUCCCUAACACUCCAUUGUCCUCUUUUUACCUUUAUUUUGUACAUCUUCCUUGUGAACAUGAGGCUCUUUUAAUAAAAAGAGGGAUUUUAUAUAAUUUACUGAAACAAA